GCGGGAUCUUCCCCAGGUUUGGGCUAGCGGCCUUGGGGCUUUGUGAGGUAGCUGGGCUCGACUUGUUUGUAUUCCAGUGGAGUGGAGCUGACCCUACCCGAACAGGCCUCUGCCCUGCUUGGAUAGAGACCUCCGGAGAGGAGUAAAGAAUGACUGUUGAACAUCCUCAAGGCACCUGCAAGACCUCUAACUUCACCCUGGAGUUGAGCAGAAACCUGGCUUGCCUUUUCCCUCAAAUCAAUCUUGGACUCCAGACAAAGGGUGGAUCCUUUGAGCCAAUAAGCAGGUUACUGGUAACAGUACCUGAGGAAAGACAAAGCUACUGUGAAUCAAAGUUGAGACCAAGAAAUUAUUUCUGAAAAAGAAUAUUUAUGGAAUAGAAUCAUCCUGAUGGGAGAUAAUGGAAAACCUUACAAAACACAGCAUUGAGUGUUCAAGUUUCAGAGGUGAUUGGGAAUGUAAAAGCCAGUUUGAGAGAAAACAGGGAUCUCAGGAAGGACAUUUCAGUGAAAUGAUAUUUACUCCUGAAGACAUGCCCACUUUCAGUAUCCAACAUCAGAGAAUUCAUACUGAUGAGAAACUCCUUGAAUGUAAGGAAUGUGGGAAGGAUUUUAGUUUUGUAUCGGUCCUUAUUCGACAUCAGCGAAUUCAUACUGGUGAGAAACCUUAUGAAUGCAAAGAAUGUGGCAAGGCCUUUGGUAGUGGUGCAAACCUUGCUUACCAUCAAAGAAUUCACACUGGUGAGAAGCCUUUUGAAUGUAAAGAAUGUGGGAAGGCCUUUGGUAGUGGCUCAAACCUUACUCACCAUCAGAGAAUUCAUACUGGUGAGAAACCCUAUGAAUGUAAGGAAUGUGGGAAAGCCUUUAGUUUUGGAUCAGGCCUUAUUCGACAUCAGAUCAUUCACAGUGGUGAAAAGCCUUAUGAGUGUAAGGAAUGUGGGAAGUCCUUUAGUUUUGAAUCAGCCCUUACUCGGCAUCACAGAAUUCACACAGGUGAGAAACCUUAUGAAUGUAUAGAUUGUGGUAAAGCCUUUGGCAGUGGUUCAAACCUUACUCAACAUCGGCGGAUUCAUACUGGUGAGAAACCUUAUGAGUGCAAAGCAUGUGGAAUGGCCUUUAGCAGUGGUUCAGCCCUUACUCGGCAUCAGAGAAUUCAUACCGGUGAGAAACCAUACAUAUGUAAUGAAUGUGGGAAGGCCUUUAGUUUUGGAUCAGCCCUUACACGACAUCAAAGAAUUCAUACUGGCGAGAAACCUUAUGUGUGUAAGGAAUGUGGGAAGGCUUUUAAUAGUGGCUCAGAUCUCACUCAACAUCAGAGAAUUCACACUGGUGAGAAACCGUAUGAGUGUAAAGAGUGUGAGAAAGCCUUUAGAAGUGGUUCAAAACUUAUUCAGCAUCAAAGAAUGCAUACUGGUGAGAAACCUUACGAAUGUAAGGAAUGCGGGAAGACCUUUAGUAGUGGUUCAGACCUUACUCAACAUCACAGAAUUCAUACUGGUGAGAAACCCUAUGAAUGUAAGGAAUGUGGGAAGGCCUUUGGUAGUGGCUCAAAACUUAUCCAACACCAGUUAAUCCAUACUGGUGAAAGACCCUAUGAAUGUAAAGAAUGUGGAAAGUCCUUUAGUAGUGGUUCAGCUCUUAAUCGGCACCAGAGAAUACACACUGGUGAGAAACCCUAUGAAUGUAGGGAGUGUGCGAAGGCUUUUUGUAGUGGCUCAAGCCUUACUCAGCAUCAGAGAAUUCAUACAGGUGAGAAACCUUAUGAAUGUAAGAACUGUGGGAAGGCUUAUGGGAGGGGUUCAGAGUUUCAGCAACAUAAGAAAAGUCAUAAUGGUAAGAAACUCUGUGAAUUGGAGACUAUAAAUUGAAAUUAUGUGCUGAAGGAAGGACUCUAAACAUAUGACAUAAGAAAAUUCAUAGUGGUGAAAAUCUCUACAAACAGAACUAACGUACAAAUGCCUUACUUAUGCUUCACAGGUUAGUCAGUCUAAGAAAAUUUAUACAGGAAAAAAAUCACCCCAAAUAAAUAUUUGAAGAUCCUUAUCUAUAUUCAUUCCUUUAUUACUUUGGAAAAUUCUUACUUGUGAAUAUUAAAAAUGAAAAAAAUCAUUUAUUGUAUUUUG
This is a messenger RNA of Rhinopithecus roxellana (golden snub-nosed monkey), 2122 nucleotides long. RefSeq names its product zinc finger protein 345 (gene ZNF345). Bases 401 to 1867 code for a protein of 488 amino acids. Lineage: Eukaryota; Metazoa; Chordata; Mammalia; Primates; Cercopithecidae. The transcript has 4 exons. The record is from RefSeq and is a predicted model, not a curated record.